Molecule: messenger RNA, 2093 nt
Organism: Actinia tenebrosa (Australian red waratah sea anemone)
Lineage: Eukaryota; Metazoa; Cnidaria; Anthozoa; Actiniaria; Actiniidae
Product: tonsoku-like protein
Source: RefSeq, a predicted model, not a curated record
AUGCUGUGCGGGUUUUGUCAAAAACAUAAACACACAAGAUGGCGGAAGAAGAAGGAAAAUGUGGCUAAAAAUACCAUCCUUUAUCCGCUUCUAGCAUGCGGUAGCUUUCUAUUGCCCACAACAACUUUGAAGGACAAGGAGUGCGUGAUCUGUUGUCAUUUAGAUGUCUCAUCAACAGUGUAUAAUAAGAGUGACGUUGCUAUGCCAACAGAUGGUCUAGCUCAGCACAUGGACAAGGAUGAUUGUGCUUUGCAAAACCUAAAUCUUAGCAAUUGCUGUUUGGGAAACCAAGACAUGGAACCUCUGACAGACAGGCAUUGUUUUAAAGAUGUUCUCCAAACACUGGACCUUAGUUGUAAUUAUAUUGAGAACGAUGCUACUGAUCUUCUUAGCAGGCUGGUAAGCCAUAGCCAGACCCUUAUCAAUCUCAGCAUCAGUGGCAACCCUGGCAUUGAUAGUGGUUUUCUCCAGUUAUUCCUGGAUGCUCAUAGGACAAGCUCGUCUGCAAUACAUCAAUCUAUGAGCCUGUAACAUUAAUUCACCAAUAUCAAACGAAAUUUUAGGACUAUUGUGAAACCAUUCUACAGACAAUUUAAUGGAGUUAAACUUCUCAUUCUGCCCUUUAAAUCAAACUGACAAAUUGUGCAUUGCCGAGACAUGGAAAAAGGAUGCUGGAGGCGCUGAUGAAAGGGAGGCAAUGGUACAAGACUGUUUGUGCAUCUUCAGGGCCGUAGCCACCAAUUUCUGAUUGGUCCGGUUUUUGAGGGUUUUCAGUUUUUCUUAUACUUUUUUAUUAUUUUUAUUAUUUUUCUUAUCUUUUGUUUCCCGAAAGUUGGUCCGGUUGAAACCGGACCAACGUACCGUGCCGGUGGCUACGGCCCAGAUCUUGGGACUGCACAGCAAUAGGACAUUGAAUUAAAAGGCUGCAUGUUAAGUUUUAUGUUCAACAGUUGCAUAGUGAUGCUUAAGGGGAGAGGGACUGGAAAGGAGUUAAACAAAGGAAAGUUUUUGAAUAUUAAUUAGGGAGGGUAAUACAUGUAUCAAGUGUUCCAKCAUGGUUCCAUCAUCACAGGUUGUAAACAUUGCUAUAUCUUAAUUGUAUUUUUCUUAUCAAGCACAAUUUUCAUAAAGUAUUCAAGAGCAAGUAGCGUAAAGCUAAUUCCAAAUCAAGUCUACCAAAAUAUAGCAAUUUUUACAACCUAUGGUCCCACUUGUUGACCCUUUGAGCAUGUGCCUAGAGCAGUAGCACAGAACUCUUGAUGCGUAUAUAGCAAAAACAGUCUCCUCCGAGUCCUCCUCCCCUUCCUCCUUGAUUCCCACCCAAAGGCACUCCUUCGCAGCCUAACAACAAUGUUAAAGAACAAAUCCUUGAAAGCCUUUUAUAGUUCAUAAUUGUUGAAACAAUCCACGGUUUACAUAGAAACUUGUUUGACUAUGAGGUUGUUCCUUAAAAAUAAUGAUGACGAUGAUGAUCAUAAUAAUUAUUAAUGAUAAAAAUUAACUUUGUUUAUAGAGUAUGACGCUUGACUGUAAUUCAACUGAUAAACUUGUGGUCAACUUUUAAUGUCUCUAGUUUAUAAGGGGUGGGACAGCCAUUCAUGUUGUCAUCCAAACCUUGUGAAAGUGUAACCAUUAGCAGAUGUAUCAAGAAUAAUGAUAUGAAAUUAUAAAUAAGUUGGAAAGAUUAUUGUUAUCAAUGACAAAAGCUAUGAUGAUGAUAACUUUGAUAGAUAUAGAAAGCCAAAGUGGCAUGGGACACAGAGUGGUUUAGCACCACCUCUCACCGCUGUGGUCUGAUCAAGCAUGGUCUGAGACUGGAUCAUACAUGAGUUGAGUUUGUUUGAUGUGUUGUCCUCUUCUGUGCUGCGAUGGUUUUUCGAUUUGUAUUAUUACACAGCUUUUCUUUGCAUGAUUUUACACAAGCAUUACCUUGCAAUCGGUGUCUAAGGGUACAUUCUUCCCAUUCAAGCACAAGAUUUUAGGUUUUGCUCUGUGUUUCACUCCUUUCAUUCCCAAGUCCAUCUCAUUCCAGAGGAAUUAUACAGGAAAACAAAUGCGAAGGAUUAAUAAAGUGUUGCAGUGUGUUCUUGGUU